UAGUAUGGAUGAAACAACAAGUCUGCAGACUCCAUCCAUAGAAAUACAAUCUUCACCAUCAAUAACAAGUACCUCUACAUCUUCACCAGUGUCAACUACAGAGGAACAGAUUACACCAGAAUUCACUGCAUUCACAACAGAAUUAUCUUUGACUAGUUUUGAACAAACAACAAGUCUGCAGACUCCAAAAACAGAAAUACAAUCUUCCCCAUCAAUAACAGGUACCUCUCCAUCUUCAUUAUUUUCAACCACAGAUGAACGAAGUACACUAGAAUUCACUGCAUCCACUAAAGAAAUAUCUUCAACUGGUGUUGAUGAAACGGCCAGCCUGCAGACUCCAACCACACAAUUGUCAACCACAGAAGGACAGAGUAUAUCAGAAAUCACUACAACCACAACAGUGAUAUCUUUAACUAGUGUGGAAGAAACAACAAGUCUGCAGACUCCAUCCACAGAAAUACAAUCUUCCCCAUCAAUAACAGGUACCUCUCCAUCUUCAUUAUUAUCAACCAUAGAUGAACGAAGUACACUAGAAUUCACUGCAUCCACUAAAGAAAUAUCUUCAACUGGUGUUGAUGAAACGGCCAGCCUGCAGACUCCAACCACACAAUUGUCAACCACAGAAGGACAGAGUACACCAGAACUCACUGGAUCUACAACAGAAAUAUCUUCAACUAAGGUAGAGGAAACAUCAAGCACUCUUUCUAUUUUAACCAGAGAAAUACAAUCUUCACCGUCAAUAACAGGUAGCUCUCCAUCUUCAACAUCAUCUACCAAAGAAGUACAAAUCACAUCAGAACUCACUGGAUCCACAACAGAUAUAUCUUCAACUAGUAUAGAGAAAACAACAAGCCUGCAGACUCCGUUCACAGAUUCACAAUCUUCAUCAUCAAUAACUAGUACAUCUCCAUUUAAAUUAUUGUCAACCACAGAAGGACAGAGUACAUCAGAAAUCACUACAACCACAACAGUGAUAUCUUUAACUAGUGUGGAUGAAACAACAAGUCUGCAGACUCCAUCCAUAGAAAUACAAUCUUCACCAUCAAGAACAGGUACCUCUCCAUCUUCAUUAUUUUCAACCACAGAUGAACAAAGUACACUAGAAUUCACUGCAUCCACUAAAGAAAUAUCUUCAACUGGUGUUGAUGAAACGUCCAGCCGGAAGACUCCAACCACACAAAUGUCAACCACAGAAGGACAGAGUACACCAGAACUCACUACAUCCACAACAGUGAUAUCUUUAACUAGUGUGGAAGAAACAACAAGUCUGCAGACUCCAUCCACAGAAAUACAAUCUUCACCAUCAAUAACAGGUAGCUCUCCAUCUUCAACAUCAUCUACCAAAGAAGUACAAAUCACACCAGAACUCACUGGAUCCACAACAGAAAUAUCUUCAACUAGUAUAGAGAAAACAACAAGCCUGCAGACUCCGUUCACAGAUUCACAAUCUUCAUCAUCAACAACUAGUACCUCUCCAUUUAAAUUAUUGUCAACCAUAGAAGGACAGAGUACAUCAGAAAUCACUACAAACACAACAGUGAUAUCUUUAACUAGUGUGGAAGAAACAACAAGUCUGCAGACUCCAUCCACAGAAAUACAAUCUUCACCAUCAAGAACAGGUAGCUCUCCAUCUUCAACAUCAUCUACCAAAGAAGGACAAAUCACAGCUGAAUUCACUGCAUCCACUAAAGAAAUAUCUUCAACUAGUUUGGAAAAUACAACAAGGUUGCAGACUCCAUCCACUGAAAUACAAUUUUCACCAUCAAUAACUGGUACCUCUCCAUCUUCAUUCAUUCUUACCACACCUAUUAGCAUGACAAAAUUAGAGUCACCUACAUCUAAAAAUGUAACACCAUUGACAAAUCCAAUAUUAACCACAGUUAGGCCUGCCUCUCCAGCUUCACCAUCUUUUACCACAGAAGGAAAGAGUACAUCAGAAUUUAUUUCAUCCACAACAGAAUUAUUCCCAACAAGUGUAGAAGAAACAAAAAGCCUGCCGACACAAACUAUUCGUUCUACUCCGAUUACGGAAACACAGUAUACAUUGCCAACUCAAUCGCCUUUAACAACAACUACAACACCCAUCAGCACAACUAAAUUAGAAACUACAACUGAAAAUGGGUCAACACUCCCAAAUACACUAAUAUCUACAGUUAAAUCUCCAUCUUUCCCAUUUUCUACCAAAGAAGGACAGACUGCUUCAGCAUUCACCACAUCCAUCCAACCUUCAAGUACUUCAGAACAAACAAGAAGCCAGCAAACACAAACCACUCUUUCUACUGCAACCACAGAAAAACUUUCAACACAGUCAACAUUUUUUACAACACUGGCAACCAUCAGCAUAAUGUCAUCUGAAUCUGCAGCCCCAACCACUACAACUUCAUUUAAUCAAGCAUCAAUUCAAACACCAACCCAAACUGUUUCAGCUCAAACAUUCAACAUUUCUACACCCUUGACAAUUUCAAGCCCCAUAUCUGCUAGUACUGAGACUACUUUACCCCAUUCCACCAAACCACAAACUUCAUCAUCAACAUCUGAACUUCCUUCAUCAGCAACAAUUUUCACUUCAAUUUCAACAACUCAUAAUUGUAACCAAUGUCAGUGCAGUGGGUCUCCAUGUGUCUUCAAUGAAACAUCAGGGAAAUGUCAAUGCCAGUGCAAACCUUUCACUUUUGGGGAUUCGUGCAAUUUUGCAUCUAGUUCCUCCUCUGUCAGCUUGUCUGGAAGCAUACCCACAAGGAAGGCAAAUAUCUCUCUUAGAAUUAUGAUGGACUAUAUUUCUGACUACGACAAUUUGAAAUCUCCAAAUUCCCAAAAACUAAUUGCUAUCUUAAGACAUGAGCUUUACAUCCUCUGCAAGAGAGCAGAUGCACAAAACUUCAAAGAUGUACAUAUCCUCAGGCUAAAGCCAGGAAGCGUCAUUGCUGACAGUAUUGCAGAAUAUAACUAUCCAAACAACAACUCCCAAAUUCACUUUCUAAACCAAGAUUUGGGAACUACACUGGAAAAUAUCUUUAAUGACUCACAUUCACUAAAUCUUGGCACAGCUUUCGGCAAUGCUUCCAUUCAGUAUACAGUCAUUGCCAUGCAGAGAGUCGAAAUAGCAAAUAUUUCAGAUCUUCAAACAUUUGUGCACUGCAGUGUGGAUUUUGCCAAUUUCACAGUUGAAAUUGAAAAUGGAUCAUGGAUAUGUGCAGGGCCAUGCAAAAAAAUACCCAAAUACUGCAAUCAACAUGGACAAUGCCUCAAUGAGAAGAGUGCAACAGUCUGCCAGUGUGACCGUUCUUACUUUGAGGAGUUCUAUGGAUCACGGUGUGAGCUGUACCGCAGAGGGGCUGGCUUCUACGCCAUUCUGUUUGGGAGUUUAGCAGCCUUUGUUCUCCUUCUCAUUGUUUUGGCUGUGAUGAUUGUGGUGCUAUACAGAGGCAAGAGGAUGUCAAGCAUACGGAAGAUAUCACUGUUUGAUGAUUACUUUGAAUUUACACCAAGAGGAUUCAAUAACAAAUAUGUUCUGCACCGAGAUUUUCCCGUAGCAGAAGACUCGACACCUAGAUAUUAUAAGAACUCACUUGUAAGGGUUUUUGAGCACUUGUCAGCGAGCCAAGCAGUGAGACCAGCUAAACCAGCAACACAAAACCAGCAACACAAAACAUAGCAAUAUCUGAAUUAACUGUCAAAAUGAAAAGGGCUACAAAGAUAACUUCAUUACUGAGACUGAGAUUCAUUACUGCAUUUGUGGUAAUUAGUUAGCUUGUUUGUUUGAUUUAAUCACCAUUUUCCCAUCCUAUUUUGGACCUCCCUGCUGCAGGGAAAGACCAGAGCAACAUGAACUGUGGAUGUCUCAUGAACAGAGAUGAUUUCUUUAUAAUAUGUUUAGGAAAAUGUGGACACCAAAAGUUCAGGGAGUCAACAGAUUACAUGCAUUAUUGAGUCUGAUUUGGCAUUAUUCAGAGUCUAUCAUGUAAACCUUGUGGUGCAUUACAUGACUCAAAUCUAAACUGUUUAAAUUGUAGAAAUGUAUUUAAGAUGUAUUUUUAAUGUUAAAAGUUACAAGUGAUUGAUGAUACUUCUGUAAUAUUUGUAUUUGUUGGCAAAGAUAUAGUAUUUGUUUUAAAAGUGUGUUUGUGUGCACUAUGUUCUGAUUUACAUACAAACUUUACAAAUAAAAACCUUAAAACUUAAAUUGGCACUGUCUAC
This is a messenger RNA of Xyrauchen texanus (razorback sucker), 4197 nucleotides long. RefSeq names its product serine-rich adhesin for platelets-like. Lineage: Eukaryota; Metazoa; Chordata; Actinopteri; Cypriniformes; Catostomidae. The transcript is spliced from 13 exons. The record is from RefSeq and is a predicted model, not a curated record. Bases 5 to 3655 code for a protein of 1216 amino acids.